Molecule: messenger RNA, 598 nt
Organism: Diatraea saccharalis (sugarcane borer)
Lineage: Eukaryota; Metazoa; Arthropoda; Insecta; Lepidoptera; Crambidae
Source: the annotation of a GenBank genome assembly
CGUUUGCCAAAACAUGUGGGGUCAUAUAUUACGUGAGCAAAUAUGGAAAGCAAUGAAAUUUCCAUGUUGUUGGAUUUUCAAACAAUAUUUAAUUAAAAAUGAGGAUCGAAUCACUUGCAAAGGUUUAUGUAAACAAUGUAAUGCAUUGAUAACUGUUGUAAUUUCCUGGCCUGUCGAUAAAAUUGCUCACUGUGCGUGUAAUGUGAUGAAUCUCAAUACAUUGUUUAUUCAUGUUGCUGACAAAAAGAUUAAAUUAUCUCCAGCAAAACGGGUUGAAAUGUCAGAUGAACUAAAAAAUAAAUCAGCAAUCACAUAUCGAAACCAAUUAGCUAAUCAACUCAUGAAUGCUGAUGACAAUGAACCACCACAUAUGCCAACUGUUGGAUGUUUGAGGCAAAUUAAAUUUGAAAAAAAAACAAAGUUCAUAUUAUAAUAGAAAUCAAAUACUAUCUUUGUGGAUAAUGACUCGUGUUUCACCAUACAAAGAAACUAUAAAGCAAAUCUUCUAUCUUUGUACCCUUAUCUUUGUACCCUUUUUUGUUAUUUAUUGAACCCACUUACAAGAAGCUUGCUGUAAAAAAAUCAAGAAACUUGAUAA